This is a messenger RNA of Gamsiella multidivaricata, 1212 nucleotides long. RefSeq lists its product as uncharacterized. The record is from RefSeq and is a predicted model, not a curated record. Lineage: Eukaryota; Fungi; Mortierellomycota; Mortierellomycetes; Mortierellales; Mortierellaceae. The transcript has a single exon. Bases 485 to 1144 code for a protein of 219 amino acids.
GGACCUGCGGAUGGGAUGGGCACAAGCACAGGAAGCACGAAAUAACAUCGCAUGGACAUGCGCAUAAAAAUUUUCAUCGCCUUCCUCCUUCCCGCCCGUCCGUUGCCACCAUUCCCCAUUCCGCACCCUCCUGUAGCCCUCUGGGCAGCGUCAACCGACGCCAGUUGUAUCCCUGCCCCCUGAUCAAACCAGGUUGACGCGUCAAAGGAGACUGGGCGACCAUGCCGACCCUCUCAUUCAUAUCAUCCAUGUCAUCCAUAUCAUUCAUAUCAUUCAUAUCAUUCACAUCACACCCCUGCCCUGCAGCCUGACAAAAAGGGAGGGCGGCAUUCCAUUGGCUCGACCCUCUUUUGCAGCCAAUGACGUUACUUCUGGAACCGAGACCACUUUGUCAUUAUAACCACCUCCUCCUGAUCCCUUCUCCUUCCACCAUUCACUCUCUCCAACAACAACAACAGCAACAGCAGCAAUAACAACCACCCCAAUGGACCCGACUCAAGACUCAACCGACGCAGCAUACCUGUCCAUGCUCACCCGCACCAUCCCUGGGGUCGGAAACACCCCCUAUGUCCCAACUGCCUCAAAACCAACCUCCUCCAUAUCCCAUAUCACAAACAAAAACACCGCCACCAACGACCUGACAGCCCACUCCACCCAUGCCAUCGCCAUCCUGGAGCACGCUCAACAGGACGCCCUCUUUAUCUCCGAAGGCGAAGAGCGCUUCCAGACCGUCGAUAUCUUCAUCCCCAGUAAUCAAUCGCAUGCGCCUUCAUCUUUACCUUCAACAACAACAACAACAGUAACGACCAGCAGCAACACUGCCGCAAGACCCCUUCCGUCCGAAUCAGAUCUUUUGUCCAUUCUCAAGGAAGCACAGCUCCUUCCUAACGAGUCGGAUAUCGCCUGCGAACAGACGACCGACCUCCAUAUCAUCCUCAACCAAUCCAACCCUGGAUCCGAUAAAAUCCAAAGCGCCCUGUUGGAUCUCUUUCACUAUGAUCCCACAGCAUCACCAACACAGCAUCCCACCGUGGCCCUCUACAGGGUGAUCUUGCCCUCUUCUCCGACCAGAGUCCAUCUAUGGAUUCUAGGCUGGGUCGAUCAGCAUCUCAUGGGAUUCCAUACGAUCAGUAUCGAGACUUGAUCUUCUUGUUCAUCCAUGCAAUAAUAAAGUGUCUAUAUGUCUAUAGCACAGUAAGAUUUUUUUUUUUA